UUGACAUUAAACGUCAUGUAAAGUGUAAUGUACAGUAAGUAAAGUAAAAGAAAUACUCGGAAAAUGCCAGACUAUUCAAGAAGAUCGCCUUUCAAGCGACCGUGGUUGGACGAUCGGGGUUUAGCGGCGGCCGAGCAAGGCAGAUCCGGCCUAAGGGGGGUAUUCGUCGGCGGCAUAACCGGCGGCGUGGAAAUAUGCAUCACGUAUCCCACGGAAUUCGUGAAAACCCAACUGCAGUUAGACGAGAAAGGCGAUAGGAAGAAAUACAAAGGGAUUAUAGACUGCGUGAUGAAGACGGUGAAGGAGAGAGGGGUGCUCGGUUUGUACAGAGGCCUCAGCAUAUUGAUAAUAGGAUCGAUACCGAAAAGCGCAGUUCGCUUCGGCUCCUACGAAACCAUCAAAGGCUUCGUCAAAGGUAACAAUCCUACCUUCACACCGGCGCAAAGUUUGCUCUGCGGAUUGGGAGCCGGCGUGUGCGAGGCCGUGCUAGCAGUCACUCCCAUGGAAAUGGUUAAAGUUCGAUUCAUCAACGAUCAGCGAUCGGCCAAUCCGCAGUACAGGGGCCUGUUGCACGGCGUCGGCACCAUCGUUAAGAACGAAGGCCUCCUGGGUUUGUACAAAGGCGUCGUCGCGACGAUGAUCAAACAAGGCACUAACCAGGCGACGAGGUUUUUCGUUAUGGAAACGUGCAAAAGCUACUACAGAGCCGGCGAUCCGAAUAUAGUUAUACCGAAACCUUACAUAGCUAUGUUCGGCGCUUUGGCGGGUCUCACGUCCGUGUACGUUAACAAUCCCAUUGACGUAGUGAAAACCAGAAUGCAGGGAUUAGAAGCGAAAAAGUACAAAAACACCCUAGACUGCUUCAUAACGAUCGGCAAAAACGAGGGGAUUUCGGCUUACUACAAGGGUUGCAUACCGCGGGCGAGCCGCGUCGUUUUCGACGUCGCCCUUACAUUCACUAUUUACGAAACCAUCAUGGAUUUCAUGAACGUUCUUUGGCCCAAGUAGGUAAUGUUUUUUAUGUAAAUAAAAUUUGUAAAAUAUAUAUGUCUGUA
Molecule: messenger RNA, 1055 nt
Organism: Phyllotreta striolata
Lineage: Eukaryota; Metazoa; Arthropoda; Insecta; Coleoptera; Chrysomelidae
Source: the annotation of a GenBank genome assembly